CCGCCCGACAGCGCCCGCCGCGGGUCCGCGCCGCCCAGCCCGUCCCCGGCCCUGCCCGCGGGGAUGCGGAGCGGCGGGCGCCAGAGGCCGCGGCCCGGCUAGGCCCGCGCUCGCCCGGACGCGGCGCCCGAGGCUGUGGACGCUGCUGGGCCUGGGGAGAGCCUCCCGCUCGGGGAGCAGCCAGCGGAGCGAGCACGCCGCCCGGGCACCAUGGCCGACGUGGCGAUCGUCAAGGAGGGCUGGCUGCACAAGCGAGGGGAGUACAUCAAAACCUGGCGGCCCCGCUACUUCCUGCUGAAGAACGACGGCACCUUCAUCGGCUACAAGGAGCGGCCGCAGGACCUGGAGCAGCGCGAGUCGCCCCUCAACAACUUCUCUGUGGCGCAAUGCCAGCUGAUGAAGACGGAGCGGCCGCGGCCCAACACCUUCAUCAUCCGGUGCCUGCAGUGGACCACGGUCAUCGAGCGCACCUUCCACGUGGAGACGCCCGAGGAGCGGGAGGAGUGGACCACCGCCAUCCAGACGGUGGCCGACGGGCUCAAGCGGCAGGAGGAGGAGAUGAUGGACUUCCGAUCGGGCUCGCCUAGUGACAACUCGGGGGCCGAGGAGAUGGAGGUGUCCCUGGCCAAGCCCAAGCACCGUGUGACCAUGAACGAGUUCGAGUACCUGAAGCUGCUGGGCAAGGGCACCUUCGGGAAGGUGAUCCUGGUGAAGGAGAAGGCCACCGGCCGCUACUACGCCAUGAAGAUCCUCAAGAAGGAGGUCAUCGUGGCCAAGGACGAGGUGGCGCACACGCUCACGGAGAACCGAGUGCUGCAGAACUCCCGGCACCCUUUCCUGACGGCCCUGAAGUACUCCUUCCAGACCCACGACCGCCUCUGCUUCGUCAUGGAGUACGCCAACGGCGGCGAGCUCUUCUUCCACCUGUCGCGGGAGCGGGUGUUCCCCGAGGACCGCGCCCGCUUCUACGGCGCGGAGAUCGUGUCCGCCCUGGACUACCUGCACUCGGAGAAGAACGUGGUUUAUCGAGACCUCAAGCUGGAGAACCUGAUGCUGGACAAGGACGGGCACGUCAAGAUCACUGACUUCGGGCUGUGCAAGGAGGGCAUCAAGGACGGGGCCACCAUGAGGACCUUCUGCGGGACGCCCGAGUACCUGGCGCCCGAGGUGCUGGAGGACAACGACUACGGCCGGGCCGUGGACUGGUGGGGGCUGGGCGUGGUCAUGUACGAGAUGCUGUGCGGCCGGCUGCCCUUCUACAACCAGGACCACGAGAAGCUCUUCGAGCUCAUCCUCAUGGAGGAGAUCCGCUUCCCGCGCACGCUCAGCCCCGAGGCCAAGGCCCUGCUGUCUGGGCUGCUCAAGAAGGACCCCAAGGAGAGGCUCGGAGGGGGCUCCGAGGACGCCAAGGAGAUCAUGCAGCACCGCUUCUUCGCCGGCAUCGUGUGGCAGGACGUGUACGAGAAGAAGCUCAGUCCACCCUUCAAGCCCCAGGUCACCUCGGAGACAGACACCAGGUAUUUUGACGAGGAGUUCACGGCCCAGAUGAUCACCAUCACCCCACCUGACCAAGAGGACAGCAUGGAGUGUGUGGACAGCGAGCGGAGGCCCCACUUCCCCCAGUUCUCCUACUCGGCCAGCGGCACGGCCUGAAGGGGCCUGCCGGGCGCCAGCUCCGUGGACCGGGAGGGCGCCGCACCGACAAUCUGCAUCGGAUGCCGCCCUUCCGGCUGCGUGCGUCGGCGCCGCGCCUCCGGCUCGGACGGGAAGACUUACGUGCUGUGGGCGGGGCGCCUGGCCGGCAGGGAGGAAGGCUGGCCUUCGGUUUUUCUUAAUUUAUUUCAUCCAGUUCUCCGGGCGUGGCCUCGGCCUGCAGACGAGGUUCACGCGGGAAGCGCCGAGGA
This is a messenger RNA of Phyllostomus discolor (pale spear-nosed bat), 1904 nucleotides long. It is a transcript of the gene AKT1, whose product is annotated as AKT serine/threonine kinase 1. The record is from RefSeq and is a predicted model, not a curated record. The transcript is spliced from 12 exons. Gene Ontology annotation, molecular function: protein serine/threonine kinase activity; ATP binding. NCBI's taxonomy places the organism in Eukaryota, Metazoa, Chordata, Mammalia, Chiroptera, Phyllostomidae. The coding region runs from base 211 to 1653 and encodes 480 amino acids. Gene Ontology annotation, biological process: protein phosphorylation.